GCGCACCUCUUCCAAGAAUUUCCCUACAACAGCAAAACGCGGAGCCAGCCAACUCCAAGAAAAACAAAAGGAACAGAACUACAGAAGGAGAAGAAUAAUCUCUCCUCGCCUCUCGUCUCCCUGUUGCUUGCGCCUCCCGUCUGCGUGUGAUCGAAGCAGAGGCGCGGGCGGGCGGCUCCCCCGACUCCGAUCCGAUGGCCUUCAUGCGCACCCACUCAAAUGCCUCUUCAGGCAUGGGAGUUGCUCCUGACAUCAGGGACACGUUCCUCCAGCUUCAGAUGAAGAAGGCGUUCCGAUAUGUUAUCUUCAAAAUCGAGGAAAAGCAGAAGCAGGUGGUUGUGGAGAAGACCGGGGCUACCACUGAAAGUUAUGAUGAUUUUUUGGCUUCUCUUCCAGAAAAUGACUGCAGAUAUGCAAUCUAUGAUUUUGACUUCGUUACUGGAGAGAAUGUGCAGAAAAGCAAGAUUUUUUUCAUUGCUUGGUCUCCAUCCACAUCCAGGAUUCGUGCUAAGAUGCUGUACUCCACCUCCAAGGACCGCAUCAAGCAUGAACUUGAUGGGUUUCACUACGAGAUCCAGGCAACCGACCCAACAGAGGUGGACCUCGAAGUCCUCCGAGAGCGGGCUCAUUGAAGCUGAUUGACCUCGAAGGACCUGUGGAGGCGUUGAGACUUCAGUCAGACGCAAAUUCUAUUAUCAAUGAUGCUCCUGCCAUGGUAUUGUUAAUAAGAAAAUGUCUAGUAGUGAUGCAUGACUCUAGCUGGUGAAGCAUUAUCAAAGAUCUAUCCGUUCUAGGUCUUGAGCCUGUAAACGAAGUAACAUUUACAAACUCAUAUUGUGGUAUCGAUACUGGAUUACUGGUUGUGUAUUGUUCGAAAAUGAAAUGGCCCGUUUGGUCACAA
This is a messenger RNA of Phragmites australis (common reed), 901 nucleotides long. Its product is annotated as actin-depolymerizing factor 2. Lineage: Eukaryota; Viridiplantae; Streptophyta; Magnoliopsida; Poales; Poaceae. The coding region runs from base 195 to 632 and encodes 145 amino acids. The record is from RefSeq and is a predicted model, not a curated record. Gene Ontology annotation, biological process: actin filament depolymerization. The transcript has 3 exons. Gene Ontology annotation, cellular component: actin cytoskeleton; cytoplasm. Gene Ontology annotation, molecular function: actin filament binding.